AUGCUGCGCGACUGGUGCAAGAACAAGCACGUCACCUUUGAGAGCAUGACACCCGAUGAAAUGAGACUGGCGUGUCACCGCGCCUGGAACACCAAGAUCGAGGAGUGGAAGCGCGUAAAGGAUCCGCCGCUGUGCCUGGGGUGGGAGGAUGAACGGGACUGUGCAUCCAUCGUUGCUGACCCGGCAGCUCUUGACAAGUUAGACAGGCCCUUGCUUGUUGUGGAUUUGCAGUAA
Messenger RNA from Colletotrichum spaethianum, 234 nucleotides. RefSeq lists its product as uncharacterized. The transcript has a single exon. Bases 1 to 234 code for a protein of 77 amino acids. NCBI's taxonomy places the organism in Eukaryota, Fungi, Ascomycota, Sordariomycetes, Glomerellales, Glomerellaceae. The record is from RefSeq and is a predicted model, not a curated record.